This is a messenger RNA of Diprion similis, 2722 nucleotides long. RefSeq lists its product as uncharacterized. The record is from RefSeq and is a predicted model, not a curated record. Bases 144 to 2591 code for a protein of 815 amino acids. The transcript is spliced from 3 exons. Lineage: Eukaryota; Metazoa; Arthropoda; Insecta; Hymenoptera; Diprionidae.
CGAGAGGUAGCCAAGUCAUACUUUUGCCGGUGUUGCAGACCCUCCGUGGUGGGGGAGAAUGAACCCGUCUCCGUUUCGUUGAGUCAAUAUAAAGCCAUUCAACGGAGCAGGCUAGCCAUUUGACGAAGCAUUCGCCAUCGUUCAUGAUGGGACUCCGCAAGCAGAUGUUGGUGGUUCUUGUGGGCUUGAUGUCACUGGCCAACGCUAAUUACCAUUACGAGCGUUACAACGUGUUUAAUUUCGACGGUGCUGAAGAACCAAACCGGAAGCCAUGGUUCUUCGAGGACUACUCAAGCCCCUAUAAGCGGCAUGAGAUUGGAGGUGGCGGGUUCCACGAACCGGCGAAGAAAUCCUCGAAGGAAGCGUACACUGACCCGGUAGAAGCGUAUUUCACCGCAAGCACGAACGACGCGCCGGACAAGAAGAACCUGGACUUCAAAAAGGCCGUUUCCGCCUUCUACACGUUGACGGAUUCCGAUCCCGAGACGUACAAGUCGAUAAUCAUGAAAUCCGGAGCGCCGUACUGCCAGGAGACAAAGAACAAGGUGCCGAAGAAGCGGUACCGCAGGGACGCGAUGACUUGCUACAAGUGUAAGGACCCGAAGAACGGAGCGACCUACGAACAGUGCUCGUACACAUCUCAACCUCAGGCCAGCGUCACCGUGAAUCGUUACCAGUCGCCUCCCAGUCAACCGAGGUACCGCCGAUCUAACGCCAGGAAGGAGAAGACGGCGACAAAGUCCGGGGAUAGGUUCGCCAAGGAGUACUUGGUCCCAGCGUCGUCCGACGAGGUUCCCACCGAGUACAAGAAGAAGAGCGAGCACUGCAGCAAGGUCGUCAAGGACUCGAUGGUCUGCAUGGUCUGCAAGGACCCCGAGACCAACGGCAAGUACGAGCAAUGCUCGUACACCAACCAGCCCGACGACAAGGCCUACGCCUACAGCAAGUCCAGCUCAUUCGGGCUGCCCCAUGACGAGAAGAAGCAAGCCGAAGAGUCCAGGGUACCGGCCAAGUCGACGAAGAGGAGUCACCAGCCGGAGGUCGAGUCCUACGAUGGCUCGCAUCCCGAAAUGGACAAGUACAUUGAGGAGCAGUCAGCGGCGAUCAGAGAUCGCCUACCAAAACGUAGGAGUGAGGCCCUCGUCUCCGAGGAGAGCGCGAAGCUCGAGUCCGGUUCCGAGGACAUGACCGACGGUAGCUGCAAGAAGAUCGUUAAGGGCUCGAUGGUCUGCACUGUCUGCAAGGACCCCAAGACCGGCGGCAGCUACGAGCAGUGCGCCUACGCCAGUCAUCCUAGCGACAAGGUCUACCAGUUCAGCAGACAGAAGUCCUUCGGGUACCCGGAAAGCCAGGAGCGAAAAUCCUCCCCGCAGAAGGCCUCCGAUUCCGAGGGGCCCGCUUCCUACUCCAGCGAUGCCGCUGGCUAUUCGGACGGCGAUUACCCGGGGUACCAAGGGCCCACUUCCGACUACUACCAGCCCAGCGCUCAGCAGAAAUCGGAGCGCCGAGAGCACCAGGGUGGCGAGGAGCCGGCUAAAUACUACGAACAGAAACAGGACUACGAUUACGUCCCGGAGUACAAGGUGGCCGGGGAGGGACCGUCGGUCGAGCAUGUCAAGUCCGAGUCCGAGAAAAUAGCAGAGGAGAUAAAGGAGACCGACGAUUGUAGGAAAGUCCAGAAGGACUCGAUGACCUGCACGGUGUGCAAGGAUCCGAAAACCGGUGGCGACUUCGAGCAGUGCUCGUACACUUACCAGCCGAACGACAAGGUCUUCUCGUUCAGCAGCGCCAAGUCAUUUGGAUCGCCGGAUCCCGCGGAGCAGAAAAGCCAGGACUACGGAUCCUCCGGGUCCUCCGGGUCCUCGUUGUACGGCGAUGACCGCGGGAGCUACGGCGACGCCUCGGACAAUAAGCCACACGUGACCAGCGGCGACACGCAGAACAAAGAGAAAGUCAGCGAAUCAAGCGGCGAAGUUGGUGUUCAGGACCCCAGUAACGUCGACGUGCAGUUCUUCAGCACAAAGGACAAGAAGAAGGAGAUAGCCAAGGUGCUGAGCGACUUCCAACAGGAGGAUAGGUCCAAGUGCAAGAAGGUGAUUCGCGACAAGCUGACCUGCUACCAGUGCACCGACGACGAUGGGAUGCAGAAGGAGGAGUGCAUCUUCGUCGCGGAACAGGAACCCGCCAAGGACCGGGUCGCCUAUCACGAAGUCAAGGAGUACCAGCUCGACCCCGCCGCCUCCGUCAACCUGCCCGAAGAGUAUCGCGUCACCAAAUCGAGCAGAAACGGGGCACCGCUUGCCCCGAAGAAGAGGAAGACCAGGAAGACUCGUCCCGUACAGUAUUUAUACCUCGACGAUGCCGAUUCUUCGGCCACCGAAAACGAGGAACAGCAAAGCGAUCCUAGGGGAGAGGUAUUCGAGGAUCCGGUCGAGGUCCGGGAAAACGAGGAGGAGAAGACCGUCCCCUACGACAUUGACGAAGAGACUAAACCCGUUUUUGACAAAGCCCUGGGCAUGACUUUGCCUCGCUACAUGUUGACCACCUCCGAACACGAGGCGGAAUUUGACGAGGUUGUCGCAUCCGGUUAAAAAUUGCGGAUUAUUAUUGCAAUGAACUGUUUGGAUUGUAAAAUGUGAUUCACGGCCGAGUGUAUUUGUACUUUUUCUUUUUUUUUUGUUUUUUAUUUCAUAUCUUGACCAACGUAACACAAUUCUCUCCC